AUGUUUCCUUUCCUGAGCUUUAACAUCACCGGCCUCAAUCCCACGGCCCACUACAACGUCUUCGUGGAGGUGGUGUUGGCAGACCCCAACCAUUGGCGUUUCCAGGGGGGCAAGUGGGUGACCUGCGGCAAAGCCGACAACAACAUGCAAGGCAAUAAGGUGUACGUUCACCCCGAGUCGCCCAACACCGGAGCUCACUGGAUGAGGCAGGAGAUUUCUUUCGGGAAAUUGAAGCUAACGAAUAAUAAAGGUGCUAACAACAACAACGCGCAGAUGAUAGUACUGCAAUCUCUACACAAGUACCAGCCCCGGCUUCACAUUGUUGAAGUAACUGAAGAUGGUGUUGAAGAUCUGAAUGAUUCCUCCAAGACUCAAACAUUUGUUUUCCCUGAAACACAGUUCAUAGCAGUUACAGCGUAUCAAAACACUGAUAUUACCCAGCUCAAAAUUGACCAUAAUCCUUUUGCAAAAGGCUUCAGAGACAACUAUGACUCAAUGUACACAGCUUCAGAAAAUGACAGAUUAACUCCAUCUCCCACGGAUUCUCCUAGAUCCCACCAGAUCGUCCCUGGUGCCCGAUACAGCAUGCAACCAUUCUUCCAAGAACAGUUUGUCAACAACCUGCCCCCAGCCAGGUUUUACAAUGGUGAGAGAACCGUCCCUCAGACAAAUGGCUUGCUCUCUCCGCAGCAGAAUGAAGAGGUGGCCAGCUCUCCUCAGCGGUGGUUUGUGACACCUGUACAGCAGCCUAGUGCCAACAAACUGGACAUGAACUCCUACGAGACAGAGUAUUCACCUAGCACCUUGCUCCCUUACGGCAUUAAAUCCCUCCCCCUUCAGACAUCCCAUGCUCUGGGAUACUACCCCGACCCAACAUUUUCAUCCAUGGCAGGCUGGGGGAGCAGGGGCUCUUACCAGCGAAAAAUGACGACAGGAUUACCUUGGACCUCCAGAACAAGUCCUCCAGGUUUCUCUGAAGACCAGCUUUCAAAGGAGAAGGUGAAAGAAGAAAUUGGCUCAUCCUGGAUAGAAACUCCACCCUCCAUAAAGUCUCUAGAUUCAAAUGAUUCUGGGGUCUACACGGGUGCUUGUAAGAGAAGACGGCUCUCCCCUAGCACUUCCAGCAACGAAAAUUCCCCGACUAUGAAAUGUGAGGACAUAAAUGCUGAGGACUAUAGCAAAGACACGUCAAAAGGCAUGGGCUACUAUGCGUUCUAUACUAGUUCUUAA
Messenger RNA from Tauraco erythrolophus (red-crested turaco), 1230 nucleotides. The record is from RefSeq and is a predicted model, not a curated record. Lineage: Eukaryota; Metazoa; Chordata; Aves; Musophagiformes; Musophagidae.